GCCCGUAUGUCUAGCACGAAAAUUGUCACGACCUGCUGCAGGUCUAUUACCAAAUUGGUGGUCAGCAUCGGCAGCGGCGAGACCCAUAUUACCUAUGAAGAUAACACCGCUCGCUCUUUCUGCACGAACCCCUCCUGGUUUCCAUGUGGUGGACUGAUGAAUCUCAGCCUGAUAAGUGAACCAUCAGAAAAAGAUUAUUUCAAGCAGGCGACAGCCUUCUUGAAGAGACAUUUCGGAAGAAAGCCAACUGUUAGGGCCUCCCAGGCCAGCCAGCAGCGCCUUGAGUCGUUGCAGUUGAAUGCCUUGGAGGUCAACAGUGAAGGCAAUUUAGUGGAGGACGAAGAGCAGCGAGAUAUCUGGCAUAGCUGGGGCUUAGAAGAAGUGAAACUACCGCCCAGUCAAUAUGCGGAGAUCAUAGAGUGGAUAGCUCCCAAAACAGAAUCCCUAAGGAUAUCCAAUCGUUCGUGGCACUUGGAAAACUGCAUUGCCUGGCGUUAAUUGUUAGCCACAAAAAUGAAUUGCUACUGUCAGCGCAUCAAACAAUUCAUGGACAAGGUCAACACUCUCGUCGACCUAGAAAUGGAACUGGAUGAACCCUCGGUGGACUUCUCGUCUCUGUCUCCUAGGUUGACCGAGAAUGUGUUGUCUGCCAGCGAAUUGCUGAAGGAAUUGAACGAUCUCCUGGACCUUCAAGACAAAGUAACCGCUAUACGAAUGCCAGUUGGAGUACGAAAAUUGAAACACUUCUCGCUAUAGGAGUGCUGACCCCUUAAUGUUUGCAUAGAUUGUAUUUAUUUAUUAUUAAAACAUUUCUGUUGUAUUCUCAUAGUA
This is a messenger RNA of Drosophila serrata, 831 nucleotides long. Its product is annotated as ste24c prenyl protease type I. NCBI's taxonomy places the organism in Eukaryota, Metazoa, Arthropoda, Insecta, Diptera, Drosophilidae. The record is from RefSeq and is a predicted model, not a curated record.